Messenger RNA from Phalacrocorax carbo (great cormorant), 7375 nucleotides. The record is from RefSeq and is a predicted model, not a curated record. NCBI's taxonomy places the organism in Eukaryota, Metazoa, Chordata, Aves, Suliformes, Phalacrocoracidae.
CUUGACCCCGGAAGUGGCUCGGGAAGAGGAUGCUGAUGCUGGAAUAAACAUGGCGGCCCGCGGCGCUGGGGCUGCGCCGUUGCGGGCCGCGGUUGUGCUGGGGCUGGUGCUGCUCGGGGCCGGUUCGGCCGGCGCCCGCGUCCAUCACCUCACCCUCAAAGAUGAUGUGAGGCAGAAAGUACACCUGAAUACCUUUGGCUUCUUCAAGGAAGGUUUCAUGAAAGUCCAUGUCAGCAACCUUUCACUGAAGCCGCCUGUGGGCUUGGAUGACAAGAGUAGCUUAUCAGUGGGGUUCAGUUUGGAUCGAACAAGGAAUGAUGGGUUCUCCACUUACCUGGAUGAAGAAGUGGAUUACUGUAUCUUGAAAAAGAAACCUGAGCAAGAUGUGUCUGUUGUAAUCUUACUUCUGGACUUAAAAACUGAAGUUGUGAAAGUACGGUUCUCUGCAGAAGCUUCUUCUUUGUUACCUAAAAUUUCGUUUGUGUCGGAGGAAAACGUUACUGCCAUAAGUACCAAACCGCCAAAAACUUCCGAACAGAGCAGUGAUUCUGGUAAAAAUCCUGCAAAGACCAGUGAAAAUACAGACAGCAAAGGUAAGGAGUCCACACGAAGUACAACAUCCUCCCAGAGCGUAGUAGAACAAGAACAUCCUGUUCGCAAUGACAGAGGAACUUUUUCAUUUCAGUUUUUUUUUAACAUCAGCUCGGAUAACCAAGAAGGUCUCUACAGCCUGUAUUUCCAUAAAUGUGUUGGCAAGAAGAAGCAGACUAAUGAUCAGCAGCUAUUUAGUCUUGAUAUAGAAAUUACGGAAAAGAAUCCUGAAAGCUACCUCUCAGCAGGUGAGAUCCCACUGCCAAAACUUUACAUUUCCAUGGCUAUCUUCUUCUUCCUGUCUGGGACUGUAUGGAUCCACAUACUUCGUAAACGCAGAAAUGAUGUCUUUAAGAUUCACUGGCUAAUGGCAGCCCUCCCUUUCACAAAAUCUCUGUCCUUAGUCUUCCAUGCGAUCGACUAUCACUACAUUUCUUCUCAGGGAUUUCCUAUUGAAGGCUGGGCUGUUGUUUAUUACAUCACUCACCUACUGAAGGGUGCUCUUCUGUUCAUCACUAUUGCCCUUAUUGGCACAGGCUGGGCUUUUAUUAAACACAUCCUGUCAGAUAAAGACAAAAAAAUUUUCAUGAUUGUCAUUCCACUUCAGGUACUGGCAAAUGUGGCAUACAUUAUCAUAGAGUCAACAGAAGAGGGGACAACUGAAUAUGGACUGUGGAAAGAAAUCCUCUUCCUGGUAGACUUGCUAUGUUGUGGAGCUAUCCUAUUUCCAGUGGUGUGGUCAAUAAGACAUUUACAGGAGGCUUCAGCAACAGAUGGGAAAGUCAGGUGCUGCUCUUACAGUAUGUCUGCUGGAGGAGAGUUUCUGUCUCAGGGUGUCCAUAGCUUUCAGUGGUUCUCCUGGAAUGCUAAAGCUGCUAUUAACCUAGCAAAGCUGAAGCUUUUCAGACACUACUAUGUUAUGAUUGUGUGUUACAUCUACUUCACACGGAUCAUUGCAAUUCUCAUAAAGAUUGCUGUUCCAUUCCAGUGGAAAUGGCUAUACCAGCUGCUGGAUGAAAUGGCCACACUUGUGUUCUUUGUCCUCACUGGGUACAAGUUCCGUCCAGCAUCAGACAACCCUUAUCUACAGCUUUCUCAAGAUGAUGAGGAUGACUUGGAGAUGGAAGCUGUGGUGACGACUUCUGGAGUAAUGGAGGGCAUGAAGAAGGUCAAGAAAGUGGUGAAUGGUUCAGCAGAGCCCCGGGGCGAGUGGGAAAGCACGGCAUGAUGGACUGGACUAAGGCAGCACUUUCAGAGAAACUUUUUUUUAAUUUAUUAUUACUCUCAGUGGAAAGGGAGCAACUAGCACUUCCCAACACUGAAACUGCAGAGCGGGGUGUGUCUAGGGGGAGCAAAGCAGUGCAGACAUACAACUAUUCCUCUGAUCAUAAGAAAAUGGGAUCUCUUGGUACCUGCAAGGAGUGCAAAGCUUUCCUAGGGAUUUUGGGUAGCUUAUUCUUUUUUUUUCCCCUUUCUGGAUUGGUUAGGUAUUCUGAAUUGUUUGCAGCUGCAUUCUUCAGAAUGUGUAAUACUAAUGUGAAGAGAGAUCUUUAGCGUGUACGUAAACUAUAUAUUUUAUAUAAUGCGCAUAUAUAUACACACAUUUGCUAUGUAACAUGUAUGCUGGGAAUUACAAAGCGUGUCAGAAGGUGGGAAAAGAAGAUGAGAUGUAAGUAUUCUUUUUUCUUUUUACAUAAACUCUCAUUUUAGCUUGGACAAAACAUUGCAAAGCAAAUUAAUGGAAACAACUGCAGUUAUUUGAGAGACUAAAUGGGAUAUUGGGUUGGACGACUUCUGCCACCACUCACAUCAGUGGGAAAGUUAAUAAGUAUCUUAUCCAUGCAGGUAUCCACUCGAAUGUGCCAGGUUUUCAAAUGUAUUGCUGUAUAGGAAGCAAGUGGCUGUUCUCCAUUAAAAGCACUAGCCCAUAGUGCAAAAGCAUUAAUGUAAACCCUCCACUGUUCAUGGAGUUGCUCUUGAUUCUCACCCCACCUGACAAGAAGUACACAAGAGGUGUAAGACUGGUGCUUGCUUUUUAGGGGUCUGCCAUGCUAUCUUAAACACUUAAUUUCAAGCUGUGACCCAGAGCACUUUGGUCUGCUUCAUAAAGUAUUUUCAAGGUAAAAUAUUUCCAAAAGACACUCCUUUCUGGCACAGUAUAAACAGUACCAGAAUCUCCAGUGGAAAUGUGUCUAGCAGAUGUACUGCAGCAUAAACCUCUGGUAUGCCAUCAUCCUGAGCCUCUCUGGGUGGUUAAUUGUACCUCUUUGGCUAUGUAGGAUUAAUGAUGAUUGCUGUUUGAGAUGGGCUGAACUGGUCAAAAUGGUAUUGCUGCCAAAACCAGGUAACUGCAGCUUCCAGUCCUAAAUGGUUUUUGUCAGGAAAGGAGAAGAUUAGGACCAGAACACUUAAUGCAGGAGAAUACCAAGUCUUAACUAUUAGCUGCCAACUUGCAGUGGAGCCUUUAGAGCCACGUGCAUUGUAUCUGUAGUACUCUGCUAUUGUUAGUAAGGUGAGCUGGUGCCCAUAGCUGUAGUAGUGAGGCAUAGCAAAUGGUUGUUAACUUGGGGGAGGAUGGAAGUGGCUCACUGAUGUAAUGAGGAUAAGCUUUAAGAAAAAUAAAUAAAGUAUAACUCACUGACCUACUGCAGCCUUAAUAGUCAUGUAGAGACAUUGACAUACGGUGCUGUUGAGCAAAGUGCUUCUGUCGGGGUGACAGGGAUAGUCAUCAUCACAGAGCUCGGAUAUGCCGGCAUCUUUCAUGAACUCACUUAGGAAUUGCUUUUUUUGACUGAAGGGACUACAUCUCUGGUGCACAAUUUAUUAGAGGACUGUUAGAGCACUAGGUUUUUCUAUUCCUUAAUCUCAGAAGGGAGACUUUCUCUGGAACCUUGAACCAUCUGUUCCUCAGCCUUGAACAGGGAUUGUAGAGAUCUUAAAUGAGCAGAAUGUACCAAGACUUGCUGUUUGGAGAGCAGUAUUGUCUUCUUGCCACUCCUUUUCCCAGGUGUUGGUUCUAUGCAUUGUAGAAAUGGUAGAAAUGAAUCUACCUGCUUUGAUACCUGGAACUGCUUUCUCAUCUGAUAGAGCACAAGAAUAGCCGCCUUCUCUGGGCACAGAGUCCUCUUCUAUGUUUUUCUCCCCAGCUGUAACUGCAUAGUAAUAGCAGCAGUGGUGGUUUGACUUUUGCUGUCAUUGUUUUGCAAAGAUACAGUUUUAGUGAAAACAGAAAGGCCUACGUAACUAGAAAGGCUGUGAGGUGAGCUAUGAGCCCUUUUAGACCUUCUGUAUGAAGAAGUCUUCUGCAUAUUAAAUAGCUGAGGUGUAAGAAAUUGGACUAUAAACAAACAUAAGCAGUCCCAGCUCAUCAUACACUUAAAUACGAUACCUGAAAAACUCAUCCUCUCACUCCUUGCAUGGUUACUCUGUCCCUGUGGAAAUGUCACUGUCUGCAUCCAAAGGGCUACUCAAACAGGCCAUAAACUUUGUUCAGAGUAGCCCACUGGAGACUUGAAGGCUGUUGACACUGAAGUAUGUGAAGGACCCACUGUCAGGAGCGGAAGCGCAGUAACGGUGUUAAUCCAGACAUGAUGCUGUCCUAGAACCUGUUAAUACCUUCUGUGAAUGAGUUGUGAAAUCCUGAUGGGUGUGGUGAUCCACUCAACACGAGGGGCUGUGCUGGGAUCCCAGCAUGGGCUGAGCUGGUUCCAAACAGCUGCCUAUUCCAUACCUCAGCAUCAGUGGAGCCGCUGAUUUGGCGAAUGCUUUUACCUUAGUCUCAGGUUUCUUUUUUAUAUGCACUUUUUUGCGAAAGUUGCGCAUGGUGUAGGUUCAUCUGCCAAGUCCCUGGCUUGCUAGUCAAAGGCCAAAAAAUGGGUGACUAUUUUUUGUCUUGGCAUGAAAAGCCAUGGCAGUACUCCGAAAGUGUUUUUAGAAGAGCUGUUUUCAAGUUCAGACUUGAGCUUCAGCAGUCAGCUCUACAACCAACAUCAGCUGGCACUUAACGCAGGAUGCUGACCAGCAGCACAACAGUAAGUAGUCAGACCUAAGCAUUAGUAAAGAAAAUGAAUGUGGGUGUACAAGUCAGAAACCAGAGUGAUAGAAGCUUCUUACUGCAGCCAUUACCAAAGUAAAUUUCCACUUUCUCUGGUGGAAUUCCUCACAGCAGGUUGAAAAAUGAGUUGUAUGAUGGAUUAGAUGGUGGCUGGGAUGUUGGAAGAUGGAGAGGAUGGCUGCAGCUGUGCUUCUCGGCAGCACAGUGUGCGCUGCACCGCAAAGCAUCAACGGGAGGGCUGCCCCCUCCCCCUUCCUCCCAAGGCAAACCCACGCCUGCAUGACUGGCAAGUGCAUGACUCUCUCUUGCUAGUGAAAAGUGGCAGCUUGGAGCUCACCAGGCAGGGUAAUAGCAGUGCUUGCCUCUCAGACGCUCACAGUUGUCUAUCGGUAGGAAGCUGUCUUUUAUGGGGAGGGAAAAUAGAAGAGCUGCUUGUGGCUUACAGAUUGUUUUGGGAUACAGCCUUACUUUCCUGGCUUUGCCUUGUACUGUCGUGAGCAACGAAAACAAUCACCCUGCGGGUACGUAGUAGUAUAAUGACAGGAGUCCUGGAAAAGCAGGCUUUGAAUGCAUCCGUGUAUGUUGCUGCAGUGGAGCACUCUGCACCCUCUGCAGACAAAAAUGAGGUUGGUUCAGUGUUCAGUUGUGAUGCAGGUUACGCCCCAAUAAAUCCCUAUUGAUAAUGACAUGCAAAUGCCACUGAUGCACUCCUCUUUUCUGCUGUAACUGCUCAGCAAGCUGUCUUCCAGAGGAAACCUCCUUGCAGUGCAAGUGCCAGACUUGCAUUUUUUUUUCAGGCUUGAAAAACGUUUUCCUUGAUGGUUCAUCAAGAGACUUACUAAAAGAAAGCAAGACAUAAUGGGGUCAUCUGGAACAUUGCUGCUGCUUGCUCAAAAUGUAGCAGUUUGAGUUGAAGCCACAUGCUGUCCUAUUAAGAUGCUCUUUCAUGUUGUCAUCUAACUCAGCAUGUCAUGAUCUGUGCAGUGCAUUGUUCAGUGUUUCUCUCCAGCUGAGUGCCCUGUUCCUGGAUUUCCAUGCUGGCAUACCCUGGGAGCAUGUUGUAAAAAAUUGCUGCAUUGCAGUAUUUUGUCUUGGAGCUAGUAACGUGGAAGAUGUAUUUUUCUAAGCUAAGUGGACUCUUUCUAGCAUGAGUGUGCAUCUACCAUGUAUUCUUAAGCACUGUAACACUCCUCCUGGCCAUGAAAGGGCACGUCCUAUCACUCCAGUGUGCACACUUGGUGAAAGUCCGAUGGAAGAUCUUUUUGUGUGUCAAGUCUUUUUUUUUUUUUUUUACAGUAUUCUCCUCUUAAAGAAGAGAGAUGCAGCCUGGCCAGUGACAAUCAAAUUGACAAGAAAGGAGGUUUUUUGUUGUCAGUUUGAAAACUGCCCAGCUGCAUUUGAAGCAAAUAUUGGGUAUUUGUAUGUUCUGUUGAGCUCUGAGAACUGAAGUUGCUUAGCUUAUUAAAAAAAACCAAUCUGGUAGUAGGGCAGGUAUUGAAGGGAAGGAAAUCCUUCCUCCUUCAGUCUACCUGGUUUGUCUCCUUCAGUUUGACCUGUCAUGAUAGCUAACAGACGACUAAUACUUUAAAGAAAAUGUGUUUUAUUGAUUCUGUGUUACGUUCUCCACUUCAGUCAUAAAACGUUUCCCCAUCCUUCACCUUUUUACAAAGAGCAUGGAGUUGUGGUCUGCGUAGGUGGAAGAUGCAGUGAUAUUUGAAGUGUAAUGGGACUUAAAACUGUCUAAAACCUGUGACCUUGUGUGUAACUUCGGUAACCUGAAUGUUUCAUGAAAGCUGAGAUGGCACUGUCCAGAGGUGCUUCACCAAUGUUUCUUUGUGUUCCCUGGGGUUGAUUUGCUGGAAAACAUUGUUCUAAAUUGGAUUAAUGUGGCUUUUCUUGUCGCCGCUGGGAAUGAUGCUGGUUUGGGCUUAUUAAUCACUUUUACUUAGCAAUAUUGGGAAGCUGUGUAUUUUCCCCGCUUGUAGUUUCUCACGUGGAUAUAGCAAUGAUCCUGUAAGAACUCUGCAUGAUAUGUACUUGCAAGUGGCUGGAACAGGAUUUAAGAAAAAUAGAGAUGUUCUUUUAUGUGUAAAGUAAUGGUAUAGGAAGCAAGUGGCUGAGAAGAGUCACUCCUUGUAGGCUCAAGAACCCAUUUAUGUUUGACUGCAGCAAUCCUAUAGAAAGGAUAAUUCUUAAUAAAUAUUUCCCUGUGGGAUUCCACUCAGCAUUCUGCUCUCUGUGUAAUAAAGUAGAGCCUGACCUCCGCAUUAUCAGAAGCACUUUGUCUUGUAGCUAGGAUACUGGAGCGUUGAUCUGGUACCUGUUCUAUCAAAACAGAGUAUGGGUCUAAAUAGCUUCCCUUUCCCUUUAGGAACUAUUAAUAAUUAAUUCUAGAUCCUCUUGUGUCAUUAAGCAGCUUUAGGGCACCUUGUACAAUGUAGCUUUGAAUUCAUUUAGUAAACGACCUCCAGAAGAACUCAAAGACUUUCCUGUGUACAGCAAGGUCCAGUUCCAGAGUUUUUGGCAACCUGUAAAUAUCCUAUUCCUUAGUUUGUGUUCAGAUGUACAAAUGGAUUUUUUCAGUAUUUUUUUAAACUUUAUUAAAAGAAUAGACACCAGGAUUUGAAGAUAAGCAAGGUGGAUACAAAUCAGGAUCGUCUGUGUAACUUGAUUUCUCUGCUGUGAUGCAAACAUGUAAAAUAAAGACUGACCAGAAUGAAAUUUAAUGCA